Messenger RNA from Fusarium venenatum, 489 nucleotides. RefSeq lists its product as uncharacterized. The record is from RefSeq and is a predicted model, not a curated record. NCBI's taxonomy places the organism in Eukaryota, Fungi, Ascomycota, Sordariomycetes, Hypocreales, Nectriaceae.
AUGUGCUACUUCGACCAGACUCGCUGGGCAUGCGGCUUUUGGCGUUGGGGUCACUUCCGUCAGCAGUGCAACAAAGAGUACCGUAUGGGAGAGACGUGCGGGCUAAAACUUGUUUACGAAACCAAAAACGAUCCUGAGGUUUGUAAACUUUGCAGCGAUAUAGAGAAGAAACAGCGCCGCUAUGACAAGAUGUACCGCGACGUCCAACGUUGGCAACGUGAGGGUAACCGCGAUGCCACCAUUGAGCGAACAUGCAUUGAAAUGAGCGAAGUGGCAGGACAAAUGCACCGUAUGAGGGAGGAGCAUGCUCACAGGCUAUAUACGCUUGGCCAGGAUCUCAAAACCGAUUUGCCAACGGGGUAUAUUGAGCUACCAGAGCAAAUUAUGCUCUACUGCUCUGCUUUGCCGAUAAUGGUGGCAUAUGGCUCAUUCGGCGAGCUGAUGACAGAGCAGAGGUCUACUAGGACACCGACGCAUGUUAUUUUAUAA